CUUGGAGAACUGCGCUCACGGGCUUCAUUGCGAUGUCGCGCAUAAGGUGCGCGCUUUGUCAAUAGACUUCAAUAGGGCAUCUCGGUCGGCUAGAAGUAUUAGAGGGGACAAUGACAAAACUACAACUGUCAGUGACCAUUCGCGUUGGCCAUCUGUUGAUACGCCAAAGUGGACUUCAAGAGGGAUAACGUAAAGCCUAAUGUUUGUAAACUGUUUCCAAGGAACGAGAACAGUCUCAUUCCGCUCCAUCUCAGACGCAGAGUGCCUUUUCUCGGUACAGUAACACCUACAAACAGCUGGAAGAUGAAGUUUGGAAAGAGCAUUUGUAUCCUCAAUGUGGGUGGUACAAAAUACGCGUUCUCUAAAGACGUGAUCAAGGAUUUCCCUCUGAGUAGAGUGAGUCGCUUGCACAAAUGUGCGUCGGAGAAAGAAGUAUUGGAAGUGUGCGACGACUAUGACCGAGAGAGAAAUGAGUUUUUCUUCGAUAGACACUCCGAGGCUUUUGGUUUUAUUAUGUUGUACGUAAAGUACGGCAAACUUAGAUUCGUACCACAGAUGUGCGAGUUGUCAUUCUACAAUGAAAUGAUUUACUGGGGACUGGAGAGCUCUCACCUGGAGUUCUGCUGUCAGCGAAGGUUAGAUGAUCGGAUGUCUGACACGUAUACGCAUUUUUCUGAGGAAGACACCAUAAAACACGAGGGAGGGUUAAGGGGAGAUUGUUUGGAGAACCGCGAGGGCGCUGACAGUGAGCAGUCAAAGUGGCUUGAAAGAAUGCGAAGGACUUUUGAGGAGCCAACUUCUUCGGUAGCAGCACAAAUUUUGGCCUCGGUGUCCGUCAUAUUUGUCAUAGUGUCCAUGGUGAUGCUUUGUGCAAGUACUUUACCAGACUGGAAAUCCGCUGAAAGCAGCGUGGAGGAGCAAAGGUACACAGACUCAUUAGAACAUCCAUCCGGGAUCAUCGAGGCUGUGUGUAUUGGCUGGUUCACCGCAGAGUGCAUUGUCCGUUUCAUGGUGUCACGGGACAAGUGUGAGUUUGUGCGGCGGCCCCUGAACAUCAUCGACCUCCUUGCCAUCACGCCCUACUACAUCUCCGUUACCAUGACGGGACUGACAGGCGAGAACUCGCAGCUGCAGCGGGCCGGCGUGACGUUACGCGUUUUGCGCAUGAUGCGCAUCUUCUGGGUCAUCAAGCUGGCGCGCCACUUCCUGGGCCUUCAGACGCUGGGCUUGACGCUGCGGCGCUGCUACCGUGAGAUGGUGAUGCUCCUGGUGUUCAUAGCCGUGGCCAUGGCCAUCUUCAGUGCGCUGGCCCAGCUGCUGGAGCACGGCCUGGACCUGGAGUCGGGCAACGAGGACUACGCCAGCAUCCCGGCAGCCUGCUGGUGGGUUAUUAUCUCCAUGACUACCGUGGGCUAUGGAGACAUGUACCCCAUCACUGUGCCCGGGCGCGUGCUGGGUGGCCUGUGCGUGGUAAGCGGCAUCGUGCUGCUGGCACUGCCCAUCACUUUCAUCUACCACAGCUUCGUCCAGUGCUACAAUGAGCUGAAGUUUCGCUCCGCUCGCUGCUCCAGGAGCCUCUCUGCAGAGUUCCUCAACUGAAGUUCCAGGGCCGUUGACCAUCUGCCCAAUCAUACGCAACCCCGCUGGAUCCAUCCAUCCCUCGGAACAUCCAUUGGAAACGUGGCCUCUUUUACUCUCUUAGACUCUUACUCUUGUUAUUCAUGUACACAUAUAAGGUGGAUUUUGUAAGAAUAUAUAUGAUGUGGGUUUCACCCAGUACAAUCUCCUCAGUCGCCUUCAACACUGACUCAAGGUACAGGGUUUACAGAAGCUAAUGGCAGCUGGGAUGGCUUCCAGGGCUGCAAUGAUGACAACGAUGCAGAGUGAAGAUAUCUAUAAGAGGGUGUGACUGUGGUGUCACUGUGGGAGGUCAGUUGGGGUGACAUCAGACAGAGGCCUUCAAAUACUGUGGAUUAUAUCCGACCUGUGCCAGCCUCACUGCCUGGCAUUUCAAUUUAUUUUUCAUAUGGCGAUGUGCCACGGAAAAAUAGGAUUUGGGUUAUACUGUCCUUUAUAAUCCCACACGUCUGGCAACCUACUGGUGUGUGAAUGUUAGACUCUUCUGUGGCUUCCUAGGUCUCUGCUCUAUCUUAGCUACCUUGUUUUUUAUCCUUCACAUGGACUGGUGAAGAAAGGACCGCAAAGUACAAUGAACCAAAGCAUUUCAGUGCACUGUACACUGUAGUUACCCUUUAAUCUCAUUCUUCUGUUCCGUAUGUUCAAGCUUUGAUGGGUGUGAGUCCAUCAGUUCUGUCUGAUUUCUCCAGUCCCAAUGCUUUGAAUUUGAAUGAGCCCAUUAACGACUCAAAUAUGGUCAAAAUGUCUAAAUCUGUUUCCCAUUCCACCUGCAUAUUAAACGCAUGGUGCCUUUGAAAGGUAAUGUUCCAGGCAGAGUGGGGGUGGGAGAGACUGUGGAUGAGAGGAAGAGAGAGGUGUGUGGGUCUGUCAGCUGUGUAGGCAUGUCUGUAAUGUGGAACACCUCGCCAGAGAGCGAGAGAGUGUCAUGGAGAGGCGGGUGGUUUGGCUAACACCACGCAGCGCUGCUAGAGGCCUUGUCUCUCCAACCACAACCUCCGGAGCGCUACGGGUCUUCCGACUGGGGGAGUGGAACCACACUGGCUUGUGCUGCAACCUUAUUGAACUCCUCUGUCUGCCUUAGCGAGACAUGAGGGGCAGACAGGCACAGUACAAAGCACAGCCAUUGCCACGGUACAGGUACUCCUCGCAAUGUUGUUGUCUGAGCCACCCGCUUCUCCUUGAUACACUGUCGACACCACUUUUGGGUGGCUGGUGUGACGCAUUCAGCCUCCUCGCCUCUCCUCUCACUGCCAGUAGGUAUUUGGGCGCAUCUUAAACAGCUUCUGUGCCCACUCUAUUUUCCAUGGUGGAAGAAUCACGUCUCCUCACAUUAGUCCGCUCUGGGGUAAAAUCUCUCUUAUCUCCAACAAGCCUGUGAACUGUUUCUCUCCCUCAGACAUUCAUCCAACAGUUAUUCAGCUCACAGCCUGCAUCCGUGAGGUUACACAUGUAUGAAAACAGUCUGUUGACCUCAUAUCCAGAACUAUUUUACUAUUAACUAUUUCGAAGCAAAGUAAUUUACAAUCGGUUUUGAAGUACACUGGAUAUGGGCAGGAGAAAGUCAGUCCAUCAUUGCCAAAGGUCAUGACUAUUGUAUUCCCCUGAUUCUGAAUAUUAUUUCAUCUCUAAGAUAUAUUCCACAAAUGAUUUAUUCCACAAAGAAACUAUUUCCAAAUGGGUCUAUUCCACUAGGUAUUGUGAAAGGAUGGACAUAUAUGAUCUGGUAUGGAUGUUGGUUGUGUUGACACAGAUUUGCAGGUCCUGUGAUUUGUCCUCAGGAGAGGGGUAUUUUUUUCCCCUCUCUGUCCCAUCUGCUUUCUCUGAUCUCCACACUCCAAACACUCAAAGCAUUCCAAAUGGGGCUUUAACUCUAUUAAAUAUUAAUGAGA
Molecule: messenger RNA, 3527 nt
Organism: Osmerus eperlanus (European smelt)
Lineage: Eukaryota; Metazoa; Chordata; Actinopteri; Osmeriformes; Osmeridae
Product: potassium voltage-gated channel subfamily G member 3-like
Exons: 2
Coding region: 304-1599 (431 amino acids)
Biological process (GO): potassium ion transmembrane transport; protein homooligomerization
Cellular component (GO): membrane; voltage-gated potassium channel complex
Molecular function (GO): protein binding; delayed rectifier potassium channel activity
Source: RefSeq, a predicted model, not a curated record